GUGCGCCGCUGUCGCCAUAUCUCGCCCGAGAGGCUGUCGUCGCACCGGCCAUGGCGGCCAGGGCGUUCACGCACCGGAGGUGCCAGUCUGUGAGGUGGUUUGUGAUGGCUGAGGGCAGCGGGCUAGCAGAGGCCAACGGCGUGACCCGCCCCGUGCCGUGCCAGGAGCAACCCGAGGAGCAGCGCGCUGUUCUGGGAGAUCGCCGCGAAGGUGGGAAGAGGCGCUUUUUGCGUUUUGGGCCGAGGAUGCCCAGCUCGGGUGAAGCCCUGACCCUCGACGAGCUCCCCAAUCUCCGUGGGAGGAGGCGCUCCUCGCGUUUUGGGCCGAGGGUGCCCAGCUUGGGCGAAGCCCUGACAUUCGACGAGCUCCCCAAUCUCCGUGGGAAGAGGCGCUCUCCGCGUUUUGGGCCGAGGGUGCCCAGCUUGGGCGAAGCCCUGACACUCGACGAGCUCCCCAAUCUCCUCAGGGCACGAAUGUCCAAGCCGGAGGCCCUGCCUGCCAGCCGGCGCCUCAAGGCUCCGCCAGACACGCACGCCGCCGCCGCUCUCGUCGGCUCCCGCGAAGCUCCUGGCGGCUCCCGCCUGGGAGGAGCACCUCGCCGCAGGAGUGCUCUCGAAUCUCACCAUGACCGCCCAGUCACGGGCAGAGUUCCAAACGCAGUGUCGUCCCUGUGGCGCUCCUGA
Prorocentrum cordatum is the source of this 683-nucleotide messenger RNA. NCBI's taxonomy places the organism in Eukaryota, Dinophyceae, Prorocentrales, Prorocentraceae. The record is from the annotation of a GenBank genome assembly.